AGGUCGGCGACGCGACGUCCGGUCGUCGUCUGCCCGAACCGACAACUUAAACGGCUUAAACGAGCCUCCGAUUUGAAGAGGGUUCCACCUACUGACCGUGCACCGCCGGUGAAAGCAAUAAUCGUAAAGGUAGCAGGAAUCGUGUGAGAAAGACACCGUUGCGCGCCCCUUCUCGCUCGUAUCGCGAGUUAUUUGUGGAUCUCGCGGGUGUAACUUCGCUCUUCUCCCGCAACACGGCUCGCUCUAUUGGGCCGAUCGUAAGCAGCGAGGAACAGCAGCGAGGAAUGUAAGCUCGACAAGGUCCGGCUUUGAGAAGGACAUCAAAAGGAUGGUAAUACACAGACGUGAGAUCUGGUCUAUCUCCCUCUUGCGCUCAGGAUUUCAUCCUAUUUGGUCGUGCGAGCUUUAAAGUACAAGCGUUGGUGUUCCAGUGUCCGAGUGCUUCCCAAGUGAAUCCCGACGUUUUUCUACGUAGAAAAUAAAUAACGGGAUAAAUUAAAUAAUACAUUGCUCGACCAUUUAAAGUGUAUCGGAACACACCGUUUGAAUUGACUUUAUCGCGGUUACCUUAAUUAUCUCGUUUCACGCCGUGCCAUUGUUCGUAAUCGCAAUGGACCCGUCCUGCUCCGGUGUUUCAUAUGGAAUAACCGAUGGAAAUUUUUAAACACGACCACUGAAAGUAUCGUAGGACGACCGUUGCAACAAAAUAGUCCCAAUUUCGGUAACCGAUAUUAACCAACCAAUAUUUAAUCAAUUUAACCGAUCGUAAAAUAACGGUAAAAAUAAUAUUAAAAUAAUAAUAUUAAAAUAGACUCGAAUUCUCACUAAUAUUGGUAAAACCAACUCGAAACUUUUCGAAUAACAAUAACAUGAUAAGUGGCGGGCAAUGUUAAUCGAGUGACAUACGCGAGAUCACUACGCGCGCGUAGCCCCCUUUUCAGUUCGUAUCGUCCUACGGCCGAGUGGAGACGCUGUACGGAUCCGCGGUCUUUUAACUCGUUCAAGGUGAGUCCCGCGCGCGAAUAAUCACCGAAAGUACUCGGGGGUGUCGAAUAAAGUGUCGUACGAUUCUCGUGGCGUGUUAUUUAUCGUAUACGACACCGCGAUCAACCGUAUUCCCGCGAUGACUAUCUCGGACAUGUAUCUCAAGAAUGUCGUCCGACAUGACACCCCCUUCGUCGUUGGAUCGCGUCCCGAAACCGUGAUCGACAUUUACAUUAGCAUUUAUUUCAUCAGUCAUGAGAAAGAGAUUUUCGCUCUUUUUGUUCUCACGGCUCAAUUAAGUACUAACCUAACCGUUGAGAGUACCUGGUAAGUCGUGGGAUGCGAAAAACAUUGUCGGCGCCUCCCGUGGCACUGAAAAUCGUCGUACGUGCGACAAUCUAUUGUUCGUCGAGCGUAUUUCGGUUAAAUGAAUAUAACCGAAUGCGCAUGCGUAACCGUCAUUCUCGCGCCCUUUCUUACCGAAGUCAGAAGUUCAAAGUCAGAAUGCGUAAAUCGCGAGCGAAAUCGUGAGUGAAUCGGGCGUACAAGUGUUGUCUCGGGAGUGCCCGGGAAUCGAUUUCGCGAUGAUCCUGGAAUCUUUUGAGAUGAACUGCACGAGACAAAGCAGGACAGCGCUGGGUGAAGUAAACAACACUGGGCGAGAGGACAGCGUCGCCUUUUCUGGGGAAGUGCAACAUAUAUUGAGCAGCUGAUAGCUGCGAUGCGAUGUAACCACGAUAUUAGGAGCUGAAAUUUAGGAAAAUAGCGGAAGGAAAUUCGAGAAGAUACUAUGCCGAACGUCAUGAGCUCUACCGAUGUUAAGAGCAGGGGAAUAAGUAGCUGGCCGUCGGCGAACUCGCACGACGAUGCAUGACUCUAUGAGAGUUCCCGAAGAGAAUCCUCCGCUCGAGUCGUACGUUCGUCUCACCGAUAACGUCGAGAAAGAAAGCGACUGAGAUUAACGACUCGCACAUCAGCCGUUCUUGUUUCGGAAUUCGGAAAAAGGACCUGCAGCUAUACGAAGGAUGUCAGGCCGUUGAGCCUGGUCUCGGAAGCUACGUGCUCUCAAAAGAUGUUCCCAAGACUCCGUUGGCUCAGCGGGUGAACCGAAUGGAAGGAUGUUUCAUCCGGCGUUCUGACUGCCUAUGGAUAUAUUCGGCCGUUGCAACGGCGGCGGCAGCGGAAGCACGGUAGCCGGAAGCGGUGCCGGCCCGGUGAGGACGUCCAGCAACGAGUCCGCUGGUACUGCUGGUGGCACGUCGAGCGGUACCAGCGAGAGCGGUAGCGCGAGCGGCAGGAUGCAGUUGACAGGAGCCUCGGCUCCUGGGGCGGCCGCCUCGCCGGAGUCGGGCGUCUCUCCGUUGACCGACGCCUACACCAAGAUGACCAGCGACAUCCUCGCCGAGAGAACUCUGGGCGACUUCGUCAGCGAGCAUCCCGGCGAGCUGGUCAGAACAGGGUCGCCGCACUUGGUCUGCACCGUCCUGCCUGCGCACUGGAGGUCCAACAAGACUCUCCCGGUAGCAUUCAAGGUCGUUGCUCUCGGCGAAGUGGGCGACGGCACCUUGGUGACCGUUCGCGCCGGUAACGAUGAGAAUUGCUGCGCCGAGCUCAGAAAUUCGACGGCUCUGAUGAAGAAUCAGGUCGCCAAGUUCAACGACUUGAGGUUCGUCGGCCGAAGCGGUAGAGGCAAGAGCUUCACCUUAACGAUAACGGUGUCGACUACGCCGCCUCAAGUCGCCACCUACAGCAAGGCCAUCAAGGUGACGGUGGAUGGGCCGCGCGAACCGCGAUCCAAGACCAGUGAGUAUCACUGGCAGCAACAACAAUUUCACGCCUUCGCAUUCGCCUCGCAACGGGGCGGCCCGUUCUUCGCCUCGCCCUUGGUGGAUCCGUUGCAACCUCUGCCGAAUCCGUUGCAACCGCUACCGAAUCCGCUGCAGCCGAGGGAUCCGUUGUCUUCCUUCAGACACGCGAUGCCUGGCAAUUGUCAGAAUAUGUCCCAGUUCGGCCUGACAGCGAGCAAUUCUUGGGGGUACGGCAGCACGGCCGGCUACGCCGGUUACCUUCCGGGUCCCCUGUCGUCGUGCGCCGCACAGGCGUCGUUUCCACCCCCGCCGCCACCUCCUCCGCCACCUCCGCCGUCGUCCACGUUGGCGUCCUUCGCCGGCACGGCCUCCAUGAGCACACCGACGGCACCGGACUCGACGGCGGGCUCGACCGUCACAUCCGGCACCGGAACGGGCUCCACGCCGCAGCAGGACGCCUUCUCCGCGGUCUCCUCUCUUGUGCCGGACACCACGACGCCGGGCCAAUCCGAUCCGUUGGACCCGCUGAGCAGCCUCAUGUCCGGCAGUUCCAGCCAGUCCAGGUACCAGGACUACGUGUCGCCCCGAUCGCUCUCCACCGACUCCAGCACGACCGAGAGCCCGGUGCAUGAGGAGCAGGGCUUUGGGCAGAAUUACGGCAACUACUUCCCGACGCCGGGCGUGCUGCCCAGCAUCCUCUACUCCCAGCUGUACGGGAAUCAGUUCCAGAAUUCGGAGAGCGCGGAACAAAGGGCCGUCGCGGACAGUUGCAGCGUCAGGCAAGAGGAGGUCAGACCGGACAACAACGUCUGGAGACCGUACUGAGGAGCGGAAGCGCGCGUUCACUUGCCGGAUGAGUCGGCCGUCGAGCGGUUGAACCACUCGCUCGGCCGUCUCUCCGUCGGUCUUCCGCGGGGAAGAGCGCGAAUGGAGGGUCGCGCGGAUCGCUCUCUUCAGGGUAUCGCUCGCCGGGUGUCGUCGUGGUUCUCCCCGCGAGGACCGUCGUGGACUGUGUCGAUUCUUCGAGGACAAACUAGCACUAUAUUAGUGGGCAUUAAUAACUCCGCGCUCGAUCCGCGUGAAGAACUCGCGGCGAGUCCGUUCGUCGAGAAGCACACGCUCUCCCGGGAAGCUCCGGAAGGGGUUUCGCAAUUCUUCUUUCACCGGUUGUGUCUCGCGCCAACGAAUCCUUAGAUGAGUGAAUGGGCGAGGAGGAGUUGUAAUUAAGUGAGAACGGAUUCCGUGUGCGUAUAUGAAAGAGAGAGAGAGAGAGAGAGAGAGAGAGAACGAAAGAAAAGAGCGAGUGUGGAUGUGUGAAAGUGAUUAUGACGACGAUGACAAGGACGACGACGGUGACGACGAUAACGACGAUAAUAAUAACGAUAUCGACGGGAUGUAUAUACGUGUACAUAGCUAGAUCAUUGUCGUUUCAUCGAAUCAUUAUCCGUCGGCGUUUCAAACGACGCGACGCGCUAAUUUAUUUCAUCGAUUACGUUUUCAUAGUAUAAUUGCGACCGAGUGCUGCGGGAUCGUGCAAUAUCGUCGAGGCUGAUGUGGACGGUCAGCUUCAUUUCUCUGUACAUACACACGGUAUAUCUGGCACGGUGGCGCGUUCAGUUUCCCUUCGACCCGUUCGCGUUUCCCCCCAAACAACAGCAGCAGCAAGAACUUUCGGACAGAAGAAAUCCGGCUCCGCGCUUUUGGCGAGAUAUUCGCAGCCGACCUUCGAUUAUCUCGGGGAAUCGCCUGAUUCGCGAAAGGCUGUCACGUGCGGUCACGUUCGGGUGAAGCCGGCGAUAAAAUCGAAUGGGAUUUGAUUCGUACGCGCGCGUGUGCGCGUGCGAGGAGAGAAAAAGUCUCCUCCCGCGUGAAAACCGUGUCGGGGAGCGCGUGGGCGACGAAAAGCUCGCGAGUAUUCAACGAACGAACGAACGAACGAACGAACGAACGAACGUGUGGUCGUACCGGCAUCGAAGACCUUACAUCGAAAUUACCGCGAAAGAAACGAAAGCUCGUGAAGCGACUCGCGAAAUGAUUUUCGCGGGAAGCACCGCGCCGCGCCGGCGAGGCUUAUCCGUUUUUGUAAGCCGGCGACGAGCACCCUGCGUUUCCGAAGAAUGAUUUCCGAUAUACAUAUCUACCGACCUAUUGUUAUCGUAGUUUUUGACCGAGUCGAA
Molecule: messenger RNA, 4969 nt
Organism: Dinoponera quadriceps
Lineage: Eukaryota; Metazoa; Arthropoda; Insecta; Hymenoptera; Formicidae
Product: runt-related transcription factor 1-like
Exons: 9
Coding region: 2130-3617 (495 amino acids)
Biological process (GO): regulation of DNA-templated transcription
Cellular component (GO): nucleus
Molecular function (GO): RNA polymerase II cis-regulatory region sequence-specific DNA binding; ATP binding; DNA-binding transcription factor activity, RNA polymerase II-specific
Source: RefSeq, a predicted model, not a curated record